Messenger RNA from Suillus paluster, 1528 nucleotides. RefSeq lists its product as uncharacterized. The transcript has 8 exons. Gene Ontology annotation, cellular component: nucleus; HULC complex. The record is from RefSeq and is a predicted model, not a curated record. The coding region runs from base 90 to 1421 and encodes 443 amino acids. Gene Ontology annotation, molecular function: ubiquitin protein ligase activity. NCBI's taxonomy places the organism in Eukaryota, Fungi, Basidiomycota, Agaricomycetes, Boletales, Suillaceae.
CACAGAUCCUGUCCUUUGCUAAGGUCCAUUUGAAAGUGUUUAUUAUUCCGUUCGUCGCGUCCUACCAACAACCUCUUUUUCCCUUCGUCAUGUCAGAGUCAAGGAAGAGGCCCUUGCCAGAUGAUGGAGAGGUUGCACAAGCUAAAAAGCGGGUGUUGACGAGCGCGAGUGGAAGCCCGGAGGUCAACGGCUUGAGUACUAAUCACGACGCAGAAGAACCUGCAGACAACCACCAGUUGGAGCUAUUUCGAAAGGAGGCUAUCUUUAGGCGCAUGAAGCACUACUCCAGAGAGAACGAGCGAAAUCAGGCGCGCAUAGUUCAACUGGAGCAGAGAAGAAGCUCAUGCGAGGCUGGGUUGGUAGCAAUUGCGGCAUGCUGGAAGCAGUUAGUAGACACCAUUCAAACCCUGACGCCACCGGAGGAGCUACCAGCUGUCGAAAUCGACACAAAGGAUAUUUUCAACUUGUCACAGCACGUUUCCACUGACUCGAGCCUCAAAACUGCACUAGAGAAGAACAUGCUUGCAACCGAAAAACUAAUCACAAGUUUCAUGAAGCUGAAUCCCGCUACCCUCAAUGACCAGGCAUAUCAGCGCUGUCAGACAUCACAGACCGAGUGCGUUGCUCUUCGCUCCGAAAUAGCACUUAUGCAGCGGAGGCUCGAUGAUGUCCAGUCAGAGAAGGAGCAAUUGCAUGACGACCUCAUUGCUGCAGAGAUCAAGUUAGACCGUAUGCGAAGCGGUACCGUUGCAGCCAUGCAGACAAAGGGUGGGGCAAAGGAGGACGCAAAUCUAGACCAACCACCACCGGAAGGAAGCACCCCAAAUCAUGGGUCAUCAACUCCGCCACCGCCCCCAGUAAAUGGUCAGAAUCAUUCAUCCCUAUCAGAUAUCGAAGCUCUUCAACUUGACCUCAAAAUUUCCUCUGACCGGGCAAACAAGCUGGAGGUAGAAAUUAGGGCCCAGGCUGAGACCAUAGCGAAGCUCGAGGUCGAGCGCGCCGCUCCAACAGUCGAGAUGGUCUCUGGAACCGCGCAUUAUAAGCUUUUAUCUGAGCGUAGGGAACAGCUGGAGAAGAUGGUUACUGAGAACGAUGCCAGGAUAGGACGGUUGGACACCAUGGUGCGAGACCUGCAAUCAAACCGGAUGCAAUUUGAGGAGGAGACUCGGGCUUCUGCGCAACAAAUGAAUCAAGAACUCAAAGUGCUACUUGCUAAGCGGGAUGCAGAUCUCACUCGCCUCCGCGACCAACGUGAGCUGCUGCACGCCGAAUUAAAUGAACUUAGAAGUCGUGAAAAUAUAAAAUAUCAGUCAUCACGGGAACUCAAGGCCCUCGCUGAAUCACGAGCGGUGCGCCAGUCAUCCACAGAUUCACAUCAAGUUGUUAAUACAUUGCGAAUAGGAAAGGAUAACGCAACUUGAGUCGGAGGUUAGGAGACAUAAGGCGAAAUUAGCUGCGCAUGCCGGCAAUGCAGAUCUCGUGAAGCAUUUUUGGGAGGGGAAAGUGGAUGAUGUUGAAUACGUGGAUG